AUGCCAACGCCGUCAUUACUCACUCACAACAACCGUGAGUUUGUCGAUUUCGAGAAAUCGAAUGAAGUGGAUCAAAGAGCCGAAACAUUUGCAACGGUCGAAGAAUUCUUGGGCAGAUAUGCCGAUCCUAAAGUGGCAAGGCCCAUUAAAACGUUGCUGAUUGCAAACAAUGGAAUGGCUGCAUUCAAGUGCGUUAUGUCCAUCAGACGUUGGGCACAAGAGACGUUUAAAGAUGAUCGUCUUUUUAAAUUCAUCAAUCUUACCACCGAACAAGAAAUAUCUUCGAAUCCAGAAUACCUGAAGAUGAUCGACAAUUUUGUGUUUUCACAAUCGGGCGGUAACGAAAGUAAUUAUGCGAACGUUGAUGAGAUAUUGAAACAUGCGACUGGCAGUGCAGUGGAUGCGGUAUGGGCCGGUUGGGGGCAUGCUUCAGAGAAUCCGGAUUUACCGAAUCGUUUAAAGGAAAACAAUAUUCUUUUCAUGGGACCACCAGGUCCGGCGAUGUUCACACUCGGCGACAAAAUUGCAUCCACUAUAUUGGCCCAAUCAGCACAAGUACCGGUGGUGCCAUGGUCAGGAAGUGAUCUGUAUUUGUCGAAAGAGGCUUGUGAGAAUAGUCGAAGCGAUAUCGAAGUGUCGAAUGAGUUGCGUAUGGCCGCAUGUGUGAACGAUCAUGAGGAAGCAAUACGCGUAAUGAAAGAAAAGAAUAUUCCUUUCCCAGUCAUGAUCAAAGCAUCUGAAGGCGGUGGUGGAAAGGGCAUACGUCAAGUUCGAUGUGAGGCUGAAUUCGAAGUGAACUUCCGACGUGUUCAAGCCGAAAUUCCCGGUGGACAUAUAUUUCUGAUGCAUUGUUUAGAGGGGGCUCGACAUAUCGAAGUGCAGCUGCUGGGUGAUCUGUAUGGACAAGUGAUUGCGUUAAGGACUAGAGACUGCUCAGUUCAACGAAGAUGUCAAAAAAUUAUCGAAGAAGCGCCAGCUAUUGCAGCACCUUUAGCUGUUCAACGUAGUAUGGAAGCGGAUGCAGUUCGUUUAGCGAAAAUGGUCGGUUACGUGAGCGCGGGCACUGUUGAAUACCUCUUCUUACCGAGCACCAACCAGUAUUUCUUCUUGGAGUUGAAUCCGCGAUUGCAGGUAGAACAUCCUCUGAGUGAAAUGUUAACGAAUGUCAAUCUGCCUGCGGCACAGUUGCAAAUAGCUAUGGGAGUGCCAUUGCACUGCAUAAGUGAAGUGAGAUUAUACUGCGGUCGAAGUCGUUAUGGCACUGAUCAAAUACCGUUCGAUGAAUUGCAUAUGUCUAGUGAUAAGCACAUCGUGUCCGUUCGAAUCACCAGCGAAGACCCAGAUGAGAAUUUUAGACCUGCUUCAGGUGAAAUAACGAAUCUCAAUUUUCGUUCUACCCAAUUUGUGUGGGGUUAUUUUUCACAUGUUGGUGCCGGUUCUUUACAUGAGUAUGCAGACUCACAAUUUGGUCAUUUGUUUGCAUCUGGAUCAACACGCCAUGCGGCAAUAUCGAACAUGCUCAAUGCACUACAAGAAUUACAAUUGCAGUCGAAAUUCCCCGUUACAGUACCCUAUCUGAUAUCAUUAUUCAAAGAUAACGAAUUUGAACGGAAUGAAAUUGACACGAAACAACCACCGUUAGCAAUGGCCGUCGCUUACGGUGCAAUGCUGAUUGCACAUUCGCGUAUCACCGAAGCGUUCAGUGCAUUCAGUAACUCGAUAAGUCGUGGUCAGAUUCUACAGCCAUCCGAUCUCACCGAAACCCAUCAGGUCGAGUUGAUCUAUAACAACGUCAAAUACAGCGUGACCGCAACUCGAACCUCAACUAUCGAUUAUAUGGUCAAGUUGAACGGAUCGAGUGUUCGUGUGGAAUACCGUGAAUUACGAAAUGGUACUUUAUUGCUCAAAUAUAAUGAACGUUCGCAUCCGUGUUAUGUGGACGAAGAAGCGGAACGUUAUAAAAUUCAUAUCGGCAGAACACAGAUAACGUUUGAAAAAGAGAACGAUCCGACGGUGCUACGUUCUUCGUGUGCCGGUAAAUUGUUAACAUAUGAAGCAGAAGAUGGUGAUAUAUUGAAACCAGGUCAAUUGUUCGCAAGUAUGGAGAGUAUGAAGGUGGUAUUAGAUAUGCGAACCAAGAAAGUUGGUGGUCGUUUUAAACGUAUCGCACAAGUGGGUCAAGUGCUACAUCCGGGCACAUUGGUGGCUCGUUUGGAAGCACAGGCCGGAUGUGAAGUAACAAAACCGACUGAUUUUGAGCAGCAAGUUCGUAAUGUCUUUGAUGGUUAUUGCAAGUGCGAUCCAACAUUCGACGCUUACGCAGAAAGUUUAAUGCAAGCAUUAUUUGACGUAUUGCACGAACGUUCAUUACCCUACGAACAAACUCGUCAAAUAUUAGCAGUGCUAAAAUCGAGAAUCAAACCGAAUGUUCUUAAUAAACUGCAUUCAUUCGUUGGCCUUGCCAAUUCGUCAGACGGUAAUACUAUCAAUCAUAUCAUGCCACAGUUUCCAGCUGUUCAAAUACGAGAUUUUGUUAACGAAUAUUUGGAAGGUUUGGAUCCACAGAAGUUAACAAUUGAACGCUUGAAUUUUGCACCAAUUUUGGCAAUUUGUGAGAAGUUUGCAAAUGGUGAAGAGGGACAUACAAGUUUGGUAUUAAAUGAACUGUUCAAUUAUUACUUACAAGGAGAACAAUACUUUCAGUAUCAUGAAUAUGACAAAUGUGUUUCGAAUUUGCUAGCUGAGGUGAAAGAUACGGAACGUUGUGUUCGAAUGAUUUAUUCGCAUACACGAAUCAACGAAAAGAAUCUGUUGGCAAUGAAAAUAUUGAAACGUAUGAGUGUGAAUCGACGUUUGAUUUUAGCGCAAACAGCGAUUUUGGAGAAGAUGGCUGCUUUUGUGAGAAAUGAAAACAUCGAAUUAGCGCAUGUGGCAAGAGCAUUGUUAAUCGAUGCUGAAACACCGACUUACACUGAAAUUAAAUUGAGGGGUUCGUCACCAAGUCCAUCGAAUUUGGAGAAAUACGAAAUUUUAUUCGAAACAUUCGAUAGCAGUUUUGAGUCAGUACGAAAAUAUGUGACGAUUUGUUGCGGUGUUCCUGAACGAUGUUUAGUACGUCUGCAUGAUGGACAUCCAAAUGAUGUGCGAUUUCCGAUACGUGUUCAGAAAAUUGCGUUGGUGUUACGUUUGUUGAUAGAUUAUUCACAUGGUCUCGGUUUACCAAACGAUGUUGUCGAAGAACACAGUGUUGAUUUUCGUAUUCUGGGUGAUUUGGAUGCAAUUGAGUAUUCGUUGAACGAAGCCGUUGAAAAAUGCACUGAAUUGAUGAUGAAUUUGCGAAACGAUGUAGUGAGUCAAUUGGUGAUAAUGAUCGCACCAAGUGAAUCCUAUCCUCUGCAUUUUUAUUACGAUAUGAUCAAUCGCGAAGAGAUCGUUUCACGACGUAACGUUCAUUUUGCACAUUUACCGAAAUUGGGUCUGAGACGGCUGGAAGAGAAUUAUAUUAUUGAAAAAGUUCGUUCCCCGCACGGUCUAGUUGGACACCUAUACCGGGCAAAAGGCAAGCAAGAUAGCACUGAACAUCGCUUCUUCUAUAGAGCGGUGGUUCGUGUUGUUGACAGCUAUACGGCUAGCGAGGUGACAUCCACUUUGAAGAAGGCAUUAAAAAGAGCCGCCGGUGAGAUAGCAGUUGGCCUAUAUCGUUCCAAGACAAUCGACCGCAAUCAUGUGUUCUUGUUUAUUGAUCGAACGCCAUCAGCCAACAAAAUACAAAUGAGUCCAGCUGAUUGGCGUAAUGUUGUUUAUAAGGCUUAUCGAGAUUGCAAGGACUAUCUAUGGCGUUCGCAUGUAAAUCAAGUGGAAGUGGAUUUUGUGUUAUUUGGUGAAAGGCGAAGUUAUGAGCAAGCCACAAAAAUCUUAAUCACUGAUGAUACUGGUUUUACGCCAUGCAUACGGUUCCUUAAAGCUGAAGCUAUAAAUGGAAAUUCAACGCCGAGUCGGUGGGUUCAUGUGGAUGCUGGUAUGGAUGGUUUUGAGCAUGGUUUGGAGAUAAUGGUUGAGGGUGAUGACAGUGGGCAUGGGGCCGAUUGGAAUCCUUUCAUCGAUCCGUAUUUAGGUCGAUCUGAGUUGGAUAAGCGACGUUUGAAAGCGCAUGCUGCCAAAACGACUUAUGUUUACGACUAUCCACUGCUAUUUCAGCGAGCUCUAAUUGUUGAAUGGACCACAUCGCCAUCCUCAACGAAACGUCGUGAACGUUUGCUACCGUUGCAAAAAGAGUUGUGUGAAUUUCGUGAGUUGGUUUAUGACGAGCAAAAGCGACAGUUGAUCAUGCGCGAGGAUGCUGGUUCACUGAGUGAAAUCGGUAUGGUUGCUUGGAAGGUGCGUUUGGUGGUGCCGGAAUAUCCGGAAGGACGUGACGUUAUCAUCAUUGCGAACGACAUUUCGCAUCAAAUUGGCUCAUUCUCGAUGCGUGAGCAUAACCUCUAUAAUGCUGCAUCGAAGCUGAGUCGUUUAGAGGGCUUGCCACGUAUCUACAUCGCUGCAAAUUCCGGCGCACGUAUUGGUCUAUCAGCUGAUUUGAAGAAAUUAUUCCGUAUUAUGUGGAAAAAGGAAGAGAAUCCAGAGCAAGGCUUCGAUGGACUGUAUUUAACGGAUGAUUCGUUAGAAGAAGUGAAAAAUUUAGUUGCUGUCGAAAGAAAUGGUGGUUUCAAUCAGCUGACUGGAAUUAUUGGAAAAGAGCGUGAUUUGGGCGUUGAGAAUCUUGUUGGAUCGGGCUUGAUCGCAGGCGAAACGUCACGUGCCUAUAACGAUGUAGUAACAUAUUGUCUGGUUACUGGACGUACGGUUGGUAUUGGCGCCUAUGUGGCCAGAUUAUCACGACGCAUAUGUCAGGUAGAAAACGCUGAUAUAAUACUGACUGGUGCACCGGCAUUGAACUCGUUGCUUGGUCGUGAAGUAUAUACGUCGAACGGACAAUUGGGUGGCACGCAGAUUAUGACACGAAAUGGUGUGUCACAUUCGUCCGUGGCGAAUGACUUUGAUGGUGUGUGUCAGCUACUUAAAUGGUUAUCUCAUACGAAAAAAUCGACGAAGGCACCAUUUAAACAACACAAAUUCAUCGAUCCGAUCGAUCGAGCUGUUUCCUUUGUUCCAUCAGCAAACAAAGACAACGAUCCGAGGUAUAUGCUGACUGGACAUCAAGAUAUGACCACAUUGGAGUAUUUAGACGGAUUGUUCGAUCGAAAUUCGUUUGAAGAGGUGAAGCCAGGCUGGGGUAAAACAGUGAUUACCGGACGAGCGCGUUUAGCGGGUAUAAGUGUUGGUAUAAUAGCGGUGGAGACACGCAGCGUUGUCACUGAAAUACCUGCCGAUCCAGCAGCACCGGAUUCACAAGUAAAAUAUAUCCAGCAAGCCGGACAAGUUUGGUACCCGGAUUCGGCGUACAAAACAGCUGAAGCAAUCCUUGAUUUCAACAAAGAAUCACUUCCACUUUUCAUAUUAGCCAACUGGCGUGGCUUUAGUGGUGGUCAGAAAGAUAUGUUCGAAAUGGUACUCAAAUUUGGUGCGUAUAUUGUCGAUGAGCUGUCUCGUUAUGAGCAUCCCGUAUUUGUGUAUAUACCGCCAUACGGUGAAUUGCGCGGUGGCGCGUGGGCAGUUGUUGAUAAGACCAUAAAUCCUUUGUUCAUGCAUAUGUAUGCUGAUCAUCGCUCGAAAGGUGGCAUUCUGGAACCUGAGGGUACGGUUCAAGUAAAAAUGAGAAAGGAUAUCGUUCCGUUAAUGUAUCGUUUGGACAAACAACUGCAAGAAUUACGGGCACGUCAGAAGAAUGGUGAGGAUGUGAAUAGCGAAAUAGAAGCACGAAUCGAAUUCUUGACGCCUACUUAUCGAAAUAUUUGUAUAAACUUCGCAGAUUUACACGAUACACCCGUUCGAAUGAAGGCCGUUGGUGCUAUUCAGGGAGUUGUUCGAUGGGAAGAUUCACGAGCGUUCUUCGCGAAACGUCUUCUUCGAUUAUGUACCGAAAGAGAUAUUUAUCGAGAGUGCGGUGAUGUGCGAGGUGUAGAAGAAUUGUAUAAUUUACACGAAUCAUUAUUGGAGUACAUGAAGAUGACUCGUGGAAAUGAGUUUGAUUGGGAGAAUGAAAAUGAUGAAGAUGCAUUGAAGAUACUCGAUAAUGAACGAGCGAAUAUCAUUUCGUUCAUUACUUGUAAUGAUUUCAAACGUUUCGCUCAACGAUAUGGAGUGCCUGUCGAUAAAUUAAACGAGUUCGCCUCAAAAUGUGAUCAGCUUUUACGAGAGAUCAAGGGUUGA
Molecule: messenger RNA, 6309 nt
Organism: Anisakis simplex (herring worm)
Lineage: Eukaryota; Metazoa; Nematoda; Chromadorea; Rhabditida; Anisakidae
Source: the annotation of a GenBank genome assembly